GGGAUCAUCGUCGAUACCCUGACGGGCCCGGGCCACCGCGUUCACCAGUUAACGGUAGAGGCCGUCUUGUCAGUAGUAAAGCCCGGGCUGGUCAGCUGGGGCUGUUUUCGGGGGGUGAUAAAUAAAAUUUAUUUAUUUUUCGUGAAUUUUUUUUUUUACCCCUCAUUCAAUGAAUCGUCUACCCUUCAGAGGACAAGACGAAUAUUAGGUUUGACGUCUCUUCAAGUAGUGAAUAUUUUUUUUUAUCGUCGCUCUCGUUGAUGGGCCGCAAGUCGUGAUCGAAACGAUCGAGUCCGGUAGGCGGUUCAGGCAUGAGGAUCAUGAGCGAUACCAGGAGGGGGUUUGAAGUUUCCGGUCGGCGGUACACACUGCGGGUAGCCGUGAUCGCGUAGAAGCGACUCGGCGUACCCGCGAAUUCCGAUAGAGAACCCGUCGGGUGGAAAGUCAAUCCGACGGUGGCAGGACCCUCCCUGGGUGUCAGUGACAAUAGAAAUUGGGAAAGAGAGAGAGAGAGAGAGAGAGGGGACAAGCCGGGGGGUGUUCAACUAAGGGUUAGCAGGUGAAGGGUAAAGGAACACUAGAGAGGGUUGAGGGGGAUGCAGCGCGAAGGGGUGGCGGCAUGGAGGAGCCCUCGACGGAGGCUCUCAUGCAGGCGGGCUUCAUCUUCGUUGUCGGCAUUGCCAUCAUACUCUCAAAUCUUCUCAUCAUCGCUACUUACCUCAACUUUCGUGGUCCCUCCGAGGUGAUAAACUACUAUUUACUGUCGCUGGCAACAGCAGAUUUGUUUUGUGGUCUGCUGGUAGUGCCACUCUCCGUAUAUCCUGCCUUAAUGAAAAGAUGGGUCUACGGAGAUAUUGUUUGCCGUCUCGUUGGGUAUCUGGAGGUGACACUUUGGGUUGUCUCCGUCUUUACCUUCAUGUGGAUGUCCGUUGAUCGUUAUUUAGCCGUCAGGAAACCACUGCGGUAUGAGACUGUACAAACGAAAACCCGUUGUCAGUGUUGGAUGGCCUUCACAUGGAUAAGUGUAGCUAUGAUGUGUUGUCCACCGUUACUCGGCUUCAACAAACCGAUCUUCGAUGAGCAGGCCUUCAUCUGUAUGCUCGAUUGGGGCAACAUGGCUGCCUAUACAAUAACCCUGUCGAUACUUGUACUUGGUCCUUCGGUCAUUACCAUUGUUUACACGUACUUUUACAUAUUCUCGAUGAAAUUAAAAUUGAGAUCUGGUGUACCCAUACACGACAAGGAGUAUGCAACAGCACUAUCCGAGAAUCUCAGUAAUCCCAGUCAUGUCAUGUCAUUUGCCCUGAUAAUGACAUUCUGGUUGUCUUGGACACCCUACGCCAUGCUCAGAAUUUAUAUCAGUAUUCAAGGACCUACAGAGGUACCCUUCCUUCACUUUGCGGUGGUGUGGUUUGGCAUAACGAAUAGCUUCUGGAAGGCUUUCAUCCUCGGUACCAUGAGCCCACAAUUUCGCUUGGCUGCUCGGGUACUCUGUUUAACCCUGUGCUGCCGGCACAGAAAUCUUCCACCAGAACUCCUGGGUCUCGAGGAGGAUGACUAAAUAUAAAAAUUUUUUUUAUCAAUGAAAAUGCAGAAAUAAGAUAUUUCAUCGUAACGAUUUAAACUAAACUGUGAAACAACUCGUGCACAUGCACAUUCUUAGAGGAUCUUUAUUUUUCCCUCAAUUGAUCGGUGGCUUUGACAUAAAAUAUUAAUUUGUCAUUUUUAAUCGAAAAAAUCAGUAACGAAGUGAUAAAUCGAGAUAAGUUGACUUAUCUCUCAGUCAAGUUUUUGAACAUCUCCGAAUUAGUCCGUUGGAAAUAGUGUUUUUUUAAUGGGCCCAAAAAUCGUGUAAUGCCAUUUUUGACUGGCCCAUGUGCCGAUCUUGAACGGAGUAUGAAUUUUUAUAUAACCGCGCGGGUGCCAAGUAAUUAAAUUGAUACGAAAUAAAAAAAUUGCUAAGAUAAUCUCGCUUCGCUCAAUCUAGCGCCUCCUAAACAAUUAGCCCCGGGAAAAAUUAAUUUGUACAAAUGGUGAGCGCGCGCGUUACUCCGAAAGUCACCAAAACCAUUGAUGCAAAUUAACAGACAAUGUUCAAAGAGAGGGAGUGAGAGAAAGAAAAUGAUCGUUGCCUAUCUACGUUGUAAGAACACGCUCAAUAAAUGUUGUAGUGAGCUAAAAAAAAUAAUUGAAAAAUACAAACAAUGAGAGAUAAAGCAAUAAAAGUAAUAUUAACGAGGAAAAAAAAACUAGUCAAUUAAUGUGAGAUGCCUCUACGAAUGUGUAGUGUCGACGAUUACUGUGCAUACAUAACGAAAACAAUAUUAAUGAGAGAUGAAGAUGAUUUGGAAUGAGAGCCAGCACAUUCGGUCAGCCGAUCGUGUUUUCUUCACUCGUCUAUUGUCUAACGCUUUUUUUGGGCUUAUCUUUACUAUCUCAAUGGGAAGAAUGCUCGAUCGGCUUUUACAUCAGAUUAUUAACGAUCAAUUCUUGAGCUGCGCUGUCUCACUGUAAAUUUUCAGAAUGCACUGAGAAAAAAAAACAUUUCUUUAGACAAACGUUUUCAUUAGAAAGAAAUUUUGGAUAUUUUAUUUCAUUGUACGACAGCUGAGAGCAAUGAAUUCACAUUAAAAAAUUAUCACUCGAUUCAAUCGACGUAAAUGAAAAUGUAUUUGUUUGAGAAUUUUUUUAUCUCAGUGUACGAUGACAACUUUUGAGAGUCUUUGAUGCUGUACAUCUUUGCGCAUCUGUCAUGAGGCAGUCUAGCUCCUUGUCAUUCCUUUUUCGGCUCGUUUAGGUAUUCAUACUAAUUAAUUUGUCUGUACAUUAUUUUUUUUACUUCUGAAAGAAGAUUUAAUUUUCUAGGAAAGCGAUGGUCAAUUCUACUUUUGAUUUCCCCCAAAACUUUUACGUUACAAUAAUCGUUGAAAGUGUUAUUCCCCCAUUUAAUUCAAUAUUUCAAUCAAUUGUCAACUUUAUAUUUGUUGCGUAUUAAUACAAAAAAAUACGCUGAAGAUGUUUAACACCUGUCAAGCCGAAGAAGGAGUGAAGCCCCUAGUGCGUCUGUAACUGGACGUUUUUUUGAUUCUCUUAUACAUGAGGUAAACUAAACGCAGAAGAAAUAAUAAUUAUCUAAUGGCAGAGUUAAAGCGUAGCGCAAUCAACAACAGCUGUCACUAAUGACCCAGCUACAUAGUAAGACCUUCGAUAGGAAUGAAAAAAAAAAUUAACUUCUUUAUAAGUAUCUUUGAGGAGGAGAAAAAUUCAAAUGGUAUGUGGAGAGGUGACACCCUCUUACCCUUCAUUAUUCUCAUUGGUAUACGGCUUAAAUAUUGCGUAUAAUAUUUAUACCCGUAAACAUUUAAUUAUGUUGGUUCAGCAAGGAGGAAUGACAAUAUUGUUUCGUUUAUCACCUGAGACACGUAGUGUAGCGAGAUAUUGUUCUUGUUUACAUAUGUUAAGCAUGACGCAUCUGAUCAUCCGAAUGAGCGUUGCAUUGAAAUAUUAUUUAUUUGACAGAUAAGUUGUUAAUUAUUUUUGUUUAUAUCCAGAAAUAGAUCUAGACUAUUCAUUGUUAAAAGUCACAGCAGCAGGACUGCCACGUUAUCGUCAAGGUUGGUGAUUAGUAAGAACAAAAAAAGAAUUGUUAAUAAAAUACAUCAAUGCUGCAGAGUAUUAAUCGACAGACAGAAAAAUAAAAUCGUGUAAAUAAUGUUACAUUAAUUAUAAAGUAAAUUAUAAAUAUUAAUAGCUGA
This is a messenger RNA of Diachasmimorpha longicaudata, 3755 nucleotides long. It is a transcript of the gene DopEcR, whose product is annotated as G-protein coupled receptor 52. Gene Ontology annotation, biological process: G protein-coupled receptor signaling pathway; cellular response to hormone stimulus. The record is from RefSeq and is a predicted model, not a curated record. Gene Ontology annotation, cellular component: plasma membrane. NCBI's taxonomy places the organism in Eukaryota, Metazoa, Arthropoda, Insecta, Hymenoptera, Braconidae. Gene Ontology annotation, molecular function: peptide binding; G protein-coupled receptor activity. The coding region runs from base 620 to 1561 and encodes 313 amino acids. The transcript is spliced from 5 exons.